Molecule: messenger RNA, 2160 nt
Organism: Torulaspora globosa
Lineage: Eukaryota; Fungi; Ascomycota; Saccharomycetes; Saccharomycetales; Saccharomycetaceae
Exons: 1
Coding region: 1-2160 (719 amino acids)
Biological process (GO): intracellular signal transduction; protein phosphorylation; intracellular monoatomic cation homeostasis
Molecular function (GO): protein serine/threonine kinase activity; ATP binding
Source: RefSeq, a predicted model, not a curated record
AUGGGCUCUGAUGAUGAUAGGAAACCUCGCAGUCAAUCUGUCAAGAGAUCUAGAUCGUUAACCGGAUCAUUGAAGGGCAUUUUCAAAGGUAGUAGCUGGGCAGCCAGCAGUGCCAGCAAUCAGACGUUGGCCCCAGGUACUCCACAUGAAGUUCCUCCAGCGGUGGUGAAGAAGAACAGCAGCAGAUUGGGGAACAUUGCGACGAGCAAGGAGGCAGAGCUGAGUAGCAGCAGGGGAGCUCCGGUACAGGCCCCCAGGUCUCCUUUGCAGGCACCCGUCGGACGCCACGGUAUUCCAAGCCUGGCGAAACUUUCGCUACUACAGAGUGCUCAUGCUUCUGACAGCGAUCGUGUUUCCCGGCGUUCAAGCCCCAAUGAGGAGGAAACAUCGUUCAGAGCAGAGCGAUCAUCUUCAGAGAGAGGUAGCGAUGAUGAGACGAGGAGCUAUGUUGCCGCUCAGGAUGCUGAACAGGGCGAUAGCAUGCUGAUCGAUUCCGUGUUAGAGAACGGCGAGCAACCCGCGAAGGGAGAAACAAAUGCGAAUUUUCCACCACAUCAAAGCCGUGGUCGGGCGAAUAGCUGUGUGUCGAACUCUUUGAGGAGGAUUGGAUCCUCCUCAUCGUCGUCGUCCUCUUCAAAUAAAGCUUAUGCUGCAGGUAGGACUCGUGCUGAUACGGUUAGCGCUUCAAGUCUGCCUCGCUUCUCCGAAAUGGAGUCAAAGUGCAUUUUGCAAGUCGAUAACUUCAAAGUUUUUGAAAGUGGUCUUCAUGAACACUGCCUUAAGGUCACGUCACUGGUAGCAGAUUCGAAUGAUGGCUCCGAAGGCUUGACGAAACAGAAGUCCGGUUUCUCGUUAUCAGGAAUCUUCAAACCUCACAAAGAGGACAACCAGCUGGACAAUGCCCUAUCUCUCAUACCGUCGACUACUUGGUCACUUUCGCAGAGAUUGGACAGAGUAAGAAAUCAUGCACUGGAGAGCAGCGAAGGCGAUAUAAACGAGGAAGAUGAAGAGUCAGCUAACGGCGAAAGUACCGAUGAUCGAACGCCCAGAAUAGUGAAUCCUAACGCCGCUGUGGGCCCUGCAGAGCUCACGCUAAUUAAUACGCUAUCCGAAAAGAUUCAGCGAGGACUAAAGGGCAAAAUGGGUAAGGCCGAAGGUGAGGAAAAGGGCAAGAAGGACGGUCCCACGACGUUUCACGAGCAAUACGGCAAACCCAUUGGAGUUAUAGGGCACGGUGCUUACGGAGUGGUCAAGAUAUGUGCAAGACCUGUGACAGCGAAGGAUGUGUCGCCGCUACCAACUUAUACCAAUGGCAAGAGACUAUUUUUUGCCGUAAAAGAGUUGAGGCCCAAAGCUACCGAUCAGAUAGAGAAGUUCAGUACAAGAAUCACAUCCGAGUUCAUUAUUGGGCAUUCCUUGAGCAGAUGCCACAAGAGAGGCGAUAAACUAGCGCCUAACAUUUUAAAGGUGCUUGAUCUUUUGGAGACUCAAAACUGCUUUGCAGAAGUAAUGGAAUUUUGCCCCUCCGGGGACUUGUACAAUCUUCUGACGAGAAAGUCAAAGAAUGGCAGCGCAUUACAUCCCCUGGAGGCGGACUGUUUUAUGAAGCAAUUGCUCCAUGGUGUUCACUUCAUGCACAGUCGCGGCGUUGCGCAUUGCGAUCUAAAACCUGAGAAUAUCUUAUUUCAUCCGAACGGACUGCUGAAAAUAUGUGAUUUUGGAACCAGCUCUGUGUUUCAGACCGCCUGGGAGAAACAGGUUCAUUUCCAAUCUGGGACGAUGGGCUCGGAACCUUACGUUGCGCCCGAGGAAUUCAUUCACGGCAGUGAAUAUGAUCCUCGGUUAGCUGAUUGUUGGAGCUGCGGUAUUGUCUACUGUACUAUGGUCCUCGGCAAUUACCUGUGGAAAGUGGCAGUACGAAGCAAAGAUGCGCUCUACGAUUCUUUCUGCACUGAAAUGGCGGAGCGUAAAGAGUUCUACGUCCUUGAAGAGAUGAGACAUGUCAACAAUGAGCUAAAUCGUCUGAGAAGAAUAGCGCUAUAUCAAAUUUUCCAAGUGGAUCCAAUAAAGAGAGUCACCAUCGCUGAUCUUCUACAAACCGCUUGGAUGAGGCGCACCAGAUGCUGCGUUUUGUACAAAUCUUGCGAUAGAGAGAAAUGA